CAGUCCCGGUUGCAAGGCUGUUGGUGAAGGCGUCUGCGUCUACGUUUCCGUACGGCUGGCCGCGCGGCCCUGGGUUGAUCUUGCCACUAUGAUGUAGGUCACUUGUGCCAUAAUGCAGUGAAGAGGCUAACUUGGAAAGCAGCAGUGAAAUGACUUCAGUUGAUUUGGAGAAGACUCUGUGGGCAUCAUUCAGGAUUCUGGUUGCCAGCUUUCUUAGCUGGCUACCCCAGUGUCGUUUGUUGAUAGUCUGUAGAGGAUGCCAAAUGAGAGAAUCCCCCACUCAAGUCAAACUCAGGAGCAAGACUGUUCACAGAGUCAGGAUAUCAGUGAGAGUGCAGAGGGGACAAUCAAGCAGGAAAACGAUGGCUACGUGGAGCUGGGGGAGAGCCUCCCCUCUUGUUUCCCUGCUAAUGGACCCUCCACUUCCGCCAAGGGGUAUCCCUCGGAACUUCCGAGGAGAGGGCCAGCCCUGCUGCACAUCGACAGACAUCAGAUCCAGGCGGUGGAGCCCAGUGCACAGGCCCUGGAGCUGCAGGGUUUGGGUGUGGACGUCUAUGACCAGGACGUGCUGGAGCAAGGGGUGCUUCAGCAGGUGGACAGCGCCAUCCACGAGGCCAGCUGCGUGGCCCAGCUUGCCGACGUGGAGAAGGAGUAUCGGUCAGUGCUGGACGACCUCACGUCAUGUACGACAUCCCUAAGGCAAAUCAAUAAAAUUAUUGAACAACUUAGCCCUCAAGCUGCCACCAACAAAGACAUCAACAGGAAACUAGAUUCUGUAAAACGACAGAAGUACAACAAGGAACAACAGCUGAAGAAGAUCACAGCAAAACAAAAACGUCUCCAGGCUAUCCUUCGGGGAGCAGAGGUGAAAGUUGAACUAGAUCAUGCCAGUCUGGAGGAGGAGGAUGCAGAAGCAGGGCCGUCCUGCCUCGGCAGCAUGCUCAUGCCUGCUCAGGAGACUGCUUGGGAAGAGCUCGUCCGCACUGGUCAGAUGACACCUUUUGGUACCCAGAUCCCUCAGAAGCAGGAGAAAAAGCCCAGAAAACUAAUGCUCAACGAAACAUCAGAUUUUGAAAAGUAUUUGGCAGAUCAAGCAAAACUGUCCUUUGAAAGAAAGAAGCAAGCUUGUAAUAAAAGAGCAACUAAAAAAGCCCCGGCCUUGGUCACUUCUGAGCUGAGCUCAACACUCAAUGAAAACAAACCAGACAAGAGAGGCAAAGUUCUCUCGAAAACAGAUAAGCGCUUGAAAAAACACAUCAAGAAACUCCAGAAGAGGGCUCUUCAGUUCCAGGGGCAGGUGGGAUUGCUAAAGGGAAAGAAACCCUUGGAGUGUGAUGUGAGGCCAAAGGCAGAGGGAGACUCUGAGGGUGAAGAGUCCGAGUACCUGCCCACGGAGGAGGAGCUGGAGGAGGCGGCAGGGGCUGAUCUGUCCGGGGAAGGCACCGACUGUGAUCGGAGACUGGUGCUCCGUCGCCAGAAACGGCAGAAGAAAGUCACAGUGCAGGAGACGGAUGAUGACUUUUUUCCAAGUUCUGGGGAAGAAGCUGAAGCCGCAGGAGGAGGAGGAGGAGGUCGGAAAGAAGUGAGAUGCCGAGAUGAUGGAGAUGAAGAUUAUUAUAAGCAGCGGUUAAGGAGAUGGAAUAAACUGAGACUGCAGGACAAAGAGAAGAGUUUGAGGCUUGAAGAUGAUUCUGAGGAAAGUGAUGCCGAAUUUGACGAAGGUUUUAAAGUGCCGGGUUUUCUGUUCAAAAAGCUUUUUAAGUACCAGCAGACAGGUGUUAGGUGGCUGUGGGAAUUGCACUGCCAGCAGGCAGGAGGAAUUCUGGGAGACGAAAUGGGAUUGGGCAAGACCAUCCAGAUAAUUGCCUUCUUGGCAGGUCUGAGCUACAGCAAGAUCAGGACUCGUGGUUCAAAUUACAGGUUCGAGGGGUUGGGUCCGACUAUAAUUGUCUGUCCGACGACAGUGAUGCAUCAGUGGGUGAAGGAAUUUCACACGUGGUGGCCUCCAUUCAGAGUGGCAGUUCUGCACGAAACUGGGUCCUUUACCCACAAAAAGGAGAAACUAAUUCAAGAUAUUGCUCAUUGUCAUGGGAUCUUGAUCACUUCUUACUCCUACGUUCGACUGAUGCAAGAUGAUAUUAGCAGGCAUGACUGGCACUACGUGAUCUUGGACGAAGGACACAAAAUUCGGAAUCCAAAUGCUGCCAUCACUCUUGCUUGCAAACAGUUCCGCACCCCUCAUCGCAUCAUCCUGUCUGGCUCACCGAUGCAGAAUAACCUCCGUGAGCUGUGGUCACUCUUUGAUUUCAUCUUCCCGGGAAAGUUGGGCACGUUGCCUGUGUUUAUGGAGCAGUUCUCAGUCCCCAUCACCAUGGGGGGGUAUUCAAAUGCCUCCGCAGUACAGGUUAUACCUUUUUGGCAGGAGUAUCACAGAAGUGACCUGUCUUUCUCAGUCCUUUACUCGUAUCUGGAGGCACAUGCUGUUGCUUUGUCCCUUCAUCGGUGGUGGCCUGAUUACUGGGUUAAAACUGCUUAUAAGUGUGCAUGUGUUCUACGAGAUACCAUAAAUCCAUACCUACUGCGGAGAAUGAAGUCGGAUGUCAAAAUGAGCCUUUCUUUGCCAGAUAAAAACGAACAGGUCUUAUUUUGCCGUCUUACAGAUGAGCAACAUAAAGUCUACCAAAAUUUCAUUGAUUCCAAAGAAGUUUACAGAAUUCUCAAUGGAGAGAUGCAGAUUUUCUCUGGACUUGUAGCCCUAAGAAAAAUCUGCAACCACCCUGAUCUCUUUUCUGGAGGCCCCAAGAAUCUUAAAGGUAUCCCAGAUGAUGAACUAGGGGAAGAUCAGUUUGGACACUGGAAACGUUCUGGGAAAAUGAUCGUUGUUGAGUCCUUGUUGAAAAUAUGGCACAAGCAGGGCCAACGAGUAUUGCUGUUUUCUCAGUCCAGACAGAUGUUGGACAUAUUUGAAGUAUUCCUUAGGGCCCAAAAGUAUUCCUAUCUCAAGAUGGAUGGUACCACUGCGAUAGCUUCAAGACAACCACUGAUUACAAGAUACAAUGAGGACACAUCCAUAUUUGUGUUUCUUCUGACCACUCGGGUGGGUGGCCUAGGAGUCAACCUGACAGGGGCAAACCGAGUCAUCAUCUAUGACCCUGACUGGAACCCAAGCACAGACGUGCAGGCCCGGGAGCGAGCGUGGCGGAUAGGCCAGAAGAAACAGGUGACGGUGUACAGGCUUCUGACCGCAGGCACCAUCGAAGAGAAGAUUUACCACCGACAAAUCUUCAAGCAGUUUUUGACAAAUAGAGUGCUAAAAGAUCCAAAGCAAAGGCGAUUUUUCAAAUCCAAUGAUCUUUAUGAGCUGUUUACCCUGACUAGUCCUGAUACAUCCCAGAGCACUGAAACAAGUGCCAUUUUUGCAGGAACUGGUUCAGAUGUUCAGACACCCAAACGCCAUUUAAAAAGAAAACUUCAACUGGCUUUUGGAACAGACCAGAACAUUCCAGUAGGUAAAAAGUUCCCUGGUUCUAACACAUCUGCAAAUGUUGCCACGUCAUCUGAAGAGAAAUCUACAGCUAUAGGACCUGAAGUGAAUGCAGUAACUUCUAAUCUAGGUGAUCCUUUGAAAGAUGCCCCUCAAACAUCUUGUAGUCUAACUAACAGUGAGAGGCUUGGAGAAGAGACAGAUGCAGUGUCCAGACUGCAGGAUUCCUCAGUGAUUCAUGGAAACGGGGAAGGUUCAGAUUCUCCAAGAAUCAGCAAAAUGUACAGGAUGUCUGGUGAGGAAAGCAUCGAUGAAAAGGAGGGUCUUUCUGAUAAAAGAGAAAGCUUCCGGGUUCAAACAGAACCUCUUUGGGAGAAUGAGCAAACAGAAAAUAAUUUUUAUAAGCACAAGUCGAAAAUGAAACAUCAUGUGGCAGAAGAAAAGACCCUGGAGAAACAUCUGAGGCCGAAGCAAAAGCUUAAGAGCUCUAAGCACCGCAGAGACGCCAAGUUUGAGGGAACUCGAAUUCCACACCUGGUGAAGAAGAAGCAGUACCGGAGGCAAGAAAAUGAAAAUGAGAGCGAGCCCAAGGAACGCAGCCAUGACGACUACGUCCUGGAAAAGCUUUUCAGAAAAUCAGUGGGUGUGCACAGCAUCAUGAAGCAUGAUGCCAUCAUGGACGGAGCCAGUCCAGACUACGUGCUGGUGGAGGCGGAGGCCAACCGUGUGGCCCAGGAUGCCCUCAAAGCACUGAGACUCUCUCGGCAGCGGUGUCUGGGAGCAGCAUCUGGUGUUCCCACCUGGACCGGCCAUAGGGGUGUGGCUGGUGCACCAGCAGGAAGAAGGAGCAGAUUUGGUCAGAAAAGGAACUCCAGCUUCUCUGUGCAGCAUCCCUCUUCAGCGUCUCCAAAGGAGAAAUGCCAGGACAGCACUAUGAAAAAGGAUGGAAAAGAUAAUGUUUCAGAGCAUUUUAGUGGAAAAGUUGAAGAUGCAGAGCCUUCAUCCGGGGCCCUCACUUCGUCCUCACUGUUGGCUAAGAUGAGAGCUAGAAACCACCUAAUUUUGCCAGAGCGCUUAGAAGGUGAAAGUGGGUGCCUUCCAGAGGCUUCUGCUCCUCCGCCUUCCAGCAUGGAACACGAUGACCUUCUGGUGGAGAUGAGAAACUUCAUUGCCUUUCGGGCCCAAGUUGAUGGCCAGGCCAGCACUCGGGAGAUACUGCAGGAGUUUGAAUCCAAGUUAUCAGCAUCACAGUCUUGUGUCUUUCGAGAACUAUUGAGAAAUCUGUGCACUUUUCAUAGAACUUCAGGUGGUGAAGGAAUUUGGAAACUCAAGCCAGAAUACUGCUGACCAAGAUUACCUUCUGAACUUUAAAUUGACUUUUUCUAGUGGAAAUUUCUGAUUAUUAACCUUAUGAUUAAUAAUUGUAUGUUUUGUCGAUGGAAGUUGGCUGCAUUUGAUGUUUACUUUGAAUGAUAGCUACCUCAUAAUUAAAACUUUAAGGAGGAAGAAAUUCUUCUCCGAAACUUAAAAGUUUUAAAAAUACCUGUAUUUCUUUUUUUUUUUUUUUUUUUCCCAAAAUUAAUUAUGAAAUCAGGGACCUGUUAAUCCUUGGAACACAUUUGUUCUUUUACCCAGAAGAUGCUGUCAGGGGAUGCAUUACUACUCAUUUAGAAGUUUAUAGACCAGAACUCUCAAGAAUUCUUUUUAUUGGUGCUAAAAACAUGUCUUAUAUUCAGUUAGACCUGUUCAGUAAAUCAGUUCGUCAGUAUCUGAUAACAGAAUUGUUUUUGGUACCUAGCUUUUAAAUGUUUAAAUUGAUAUUUGCCACUCAAAAAAGAGAUCGGACUUGUUACCUUUUGAGUCUAAUUUAGUUGCCUUUAAACGAUCUUCUGUUAAGGUACCGUUAAAUUGACAGGUAUUUUUAUUAGUAAAGCAUGGAAUAGCUUGAUAAUAAAUGAUGAGACAUGUAUUUGCAGAAACUUGUAGUUUUCUCAGUUUACAGGGGCUUUAUUUUAAGCAAAGGGCACCUUUCCCCCCCCGCAUAGUGAAUAGCGGUUUUAGGAAAAUAUAUGUUAUCUUAAGAAAAAAAAAAUCAAGCAGAACCAAAAGUAGUUACAAAUAAAACCACCAACGCACACACACACGCACACGGACAUCGCUCCAGACCACACCUGGAUAUACCAUCGUCACCACAUAGUGAGCACCAUUCCAGCCCUCUCUCUGCUUACGUCCUGGGAGGGAACUUCGAACAUUUUUUACCUUAUUCAUUGUCUGUCUUUCUAAGGAUGCUGGUAACUUUAUAUCAGACAUCAUUGUUCUCCUUCUGUCCAGUCAUUUUCAUCUCUCUUUUCCCUUUCCGUUCACUGUGACUCUCCUGUUUUAGAGGUUUGGUUUUCAGCUGCAUCUGUUUCUGGCUGUUGUUUAUGUGUUUAGAGUUUUGUGAUGAUGUUGUUUUGAUCCUUAGUUUGUUUUCUUAGCCUUGUUUUUCUUUCCUUGUCACUGUUUUAUCAUCACAGCUCUGAAGUCCUGUUUUCUGAAGUUCACUGGAUUCCUUAAAUGUCUUCUAGAGCUGUCACGGUGCAAUUUGUUUGUUUCUUAGAGUUGUUUCCUCUGGCCUGCUGUUUUCACUCUUGCUGAUUUUUCUGUAUGGUGCUCUCCUUCCUCCCAUGCUGUUUCUUUACAUCUUGCUCAUGCUAACAUCAGGCAGCUGUGUCCAGAUCUCCUGUAUGCUCUUCCCUGCCACCCAGAGAGAAGGGGUGUGGGUUUGGAGGUCAGGGAGAGCCUCUGCUGGGCAGCAUGCAGCUUUUGGUUGGUGGACUCGGGUUUUACUUUUCUGUUCUGAGAUUUUGUUAAAUAGCUUGGGCCAUGAAUCCUUCCCCUUAAAUUAGGAGAUGUCAUUGUCAGAGUCAUAAUUCCCACCAGAAUUUUCUGCUUCUUUUUUUGGAUUCUGGCUUUUUUAUUUUUUUCUGUUUUUAAAGUGGUUCGGUAUUAGAGGAAGAAGAUUCUAUUAUUUUCUUCAUUCUGCCAUCGUUAUCUAGAAAUAAUAGAAGAGACUUUUAAACAGGUCAUUACAUCCUAAACUUGACUACUUGGCUCAGAAGGGACUCAAAAUUCAUGAUUUUGUUUCUGGGAGGUUCUUUUUUUAUUUUUGUAAUCAUUAACUGGUAAGAAAAUUGCAUCCCUUUUGUUCUCGGAUUCAAGUACCGAUGCAGUUCACGAGUGUGAAGUGCUUUGGCAUCCUAGCUCUAUUGUGUGAAAUCUAAACUCUACCGAGCUGGGGAAGUCGUAGCCUUCUCAUCAAGUAGAAAAUGCCAGCAAAAGUUACGAUGCCGUCACAGCAAGGUGGCCUUCACUCCAAGCCUUGUCUCAGCUCUGCCACCAACUGAGACCUUGGGUAGUCACCGCCUUGCCUGUGUCUCUGUGGAUAUCUGUGAACAUUGUCAUCGUGCCUCUGGGUGGAGAGGCUUAGAGGAAGAUGCUCUAAGUCAUGGUUUUAACAACAUAGAGUCACUUAUUCAUUUAGAUAAAAUCUAACUUUUGGAACUUUAAAAGCUUUGUACAAUAUAGAUAGAUUUAAUGUAUUUAAAAUGUUAUAUUGGUAUUAAGCUACAAUAAAGGAUUUUAAAAUUUUGUGAAAUUUAAAGAAUUCCUUAGUUAAUACAUGAAUAUACUGUCAUUCUUUAAAAGUUUUCAAGCAAUACUCUGCCUCCCCACCCCACCCCCUCUUGUUCGUGUUCCAGAGAUAAGUACUGUAUUUGGUGUGUAUUCUUCCAGGCUAUUUUCCAUGCCUUUACAGAUGCAUGCAGCAGAGACUGCUGCUGUAAUGUCUGUUUUCCCCUUCUCCUUUACUGAUAAGAUUCCUGCUUUUCACCUGGACACGUGGCUGCUCAGGUCACGACUCUACUUGCCAGCCUCCCUUAUGGUUAAUUGUGGCCACGUGACCAGGCAAUGGGCUACAAAGAAAACAUCCAGACUGGGCCCUUAAAUAAGGAAUUGGGUGUCCACUCCAUUCGACAUUCCCCUUUGUGCUGGCUGAGACGCCUGUGGGAGCUUAAGCAGAGACAUGAGGUGGGGAGAAGUCGUGUGCUGAGGAUGGAGACGUUGGCCUGCCAGUCCUGAACUGCUUCCCUUUCACCCGUUAACUUAAGAGCAAAAUAAA
Balaenoptera acutorostrata (minke whale) is the source of this 7643-nucleotide messenger RNA. RefSeq names its product ERCC excision repair 6, chromatin remodeling factor (gene ERCC6). Gene Ontology annotation, cellular component: nucleus. The transcript is spliced from 23 exons. The record is from RefSeq and is a predicted model, not a curated record. Lineage: Eukaryota; Metazoa; Chordata; Mammalia; Artiodactyla; Balaenopteridae. Gene Ontology annotation, molecular function: ATP-dependent chromatin remodeler activity; ATP binding. Gene Ontology annotation, biological process: transcription-coupled nucleotide-excision repair. Bases 257 to 4831 code for a protein of 1524 amino acids.